AUGACCCUUUCACAAUUCCAUGUGAGGUGUCUUUAUAACCUUAUUUUUUCUUCGAAAUGCAGUAAAAAAUAUUGCAUGUCUUUUGAUAAAAGAAAAAAAUAUAAUACGAAAUUAAUUUUCUUCAUAAUUGUGACACUUAUGUUAACAUCAGUACAAUCAUGUGGUCCAGGCAGGGGCUUUGGAGGUCCAAGACGAAGUAGAAAAUUAACACCAUUAGUUUUUAAACAGCAUGUACCAAAUGUUUCGGAAAAUACUCUUGGUGCAUCAGGGUUACAGGAAGGAAAAAUUACAAAAGAUAGUCCAAAAUUCAAUAAACUCGUACCAAAUUACAAUAAAGAUAUUAUUUUUAAGGAUGAAGAAGGAACUGGUGCUGACCGACUCAUGACAGAGAGAUGCAAAGAAAAGUUAAAUACUCUAGCUGUUUCAGUUAUGAAUCACUGGCCUGGUGUUAGACUGAGGGUUACCGAAGGAUGGGAUGACGACGAUUAUCAUUCACCUGAUUCAUUACAUUAUGAGGGAAGAGCGGUGGACAUUACUACAUCAGAUCGUGAUCGUAGUAAAUAUGGUAUGCUUGCUCGACUAGCUGUCGAAGCUGGGUUUGACUGGGUGUAUUAUGAGAGCAGGUCACACAUUCAUUGUUCAGUAAAAUCAGAUUCAUCACAUACUUCACAUUUGAUGGGUUGCUUUACUGCUGAGAGUACUGUUACUAUGAAAGACGGUACAAAACAACGCUUGGCUGAUCUACAAGUAGGUGAAAAGGUGCAAAGUAUUGAUUCCAAAGGAAAUGUUAUCUUGAGUGAAGUCCUUACGUUUCUUGACCGUGAUACAGAUCAAACGCGUGAAUUUGUACGACUAGAAGUGAGCAAUUCCAAGAGUAUUACAGUUACGCCAUCGCAUUUAUUAAUGGUUUGGCAACCAAACACACAUCAAAUAAAUUAUAUGUUUGCUGAUAAAAUCGAAGAAGGUGACUACCUAUUAGUCAAUGUAGAUAGAAAUUUGGAGCCACAAAAAGUGAGGAAAGUAUCAGCAGUGAUGUCAAAAGGUGUAUAUGCUCCUCUCACAUCACAAGGUACACUAUUGGUCGAUUCAAUAGCUGCUUCUUGUUAUGCUGUAAUCGAAAGUCAAACAAUUGCACAUUGGAGUUUUGCUCCAUAUCGAUUAUUCAACAAUGUGUGGAAGUUGUUCAAACCAAUUUCAAACCAAAAAGACAAAAUUAGUAGAUUAACAAAUAAACUUCAUCAAAAUGGCAUCAAUUGGUAUGCUAAGGCAUUGUACUCAAUCAAAGAUAUAUUUUUACCAACAGACUGGAUCUAUAAAUAA
Culicoides brevitarsis is the source of this 1320-nucleotide messenger RNA. RefSeq names its product protein hedgehog (gene hh). Gene Ontology annotation, molecular function: calcium ion binding; patched binding. The record is from RefSeq and is a predicted model, not a curated record. Gene Ontology annotation, biological process: cell fate specification; smoothened signaling pathway; regulation of gene expression. Bases 1 to 1320 code for a protein of 439 amino acids. The transcript is spliced from 4 exons. NCBI's taxonomy places the organism in Eukaryota, Metazoa, Arthropoda, Insecta, Diptera, Ceratopogonidae.